Lepus europaeus (European hare) is the source of this 282-nucleotide messenger RNA. RefSeq names its product C-C motif chemokine ligand 22 (gene CCL22). Gene Ontology annotation, biological process: neutrophil chemotaxis; cellular response to type II interferon; cellular response to tumor necrosis factor. Lineage: Eukaryota; Metazoa; Chordata; Mammalia; Lagomorpha; Leporidae. The record is from RefSeq and is a predicted model, not a curated record. The coding region runs from base 1 to 282 and encodes 93 amino acids. Gene Ontology annotation, molecular function: CCR chemokine receptor binding; chemokine activity. The transcript is spliced from 3 exons. Gene Ontology annotation, cellular component: extracellular region.
AUGGCCAGCACACAGGCCCCGCUCCUGGCUGCUCUCAUGCUCCUGGCUGUGGUGCUUCAAGCAACGGAGGCAGGUCCCUAUGGCGCGAACGUCGAGGACAGCGUGUGCUGCCAUGACUACAUGCGCCGGCCCCUGGCCCCGCGCGUGGUCAAGUAUUUCUACUGGACUUCGGACUCCUGCCGGAGGCCUGGUGUGGUCUUGGUGACCCUCAAAGACCUGGAGAUCUGUGCCGACCCCAGACUGCCCUGGGUGAAGAAGAUUCUCCGGAAGCUGGAACAAUGA